This is a messenger RNA of Enterobius vermicularis (human pinworm), 978 nucleotides long. Lineage: Eukaryota; Metazoa; Nematoda; Chromadorea; Rhabditida; Oxyuridae. The record is from the annotation of a GenBank genome assembly.
AUGAAGUGUGCAAAGACGACUGGGAAGAUUUCAUGCUGUUGUUCACUACAACAAUCUGAUGCCCUGCCACAUAAUACAAAAUUUGAUGAAGAAGAAAAUUUUCUUGUUCUAAGAGAAUCUCCCGUAGACGAACAAGACAGCCAACAACAAAAACAAGCAUCUGAUGAAGGAUCUGGUCUAGAAAUCGAUGAAAGCGAAUUAUUAUCCACAGAGUUCCCACAAAAACCUCUUUCAGAACGCAAAUCUGAGUGUGGGCAGACACCAAUAAAACCUGAAGACACUAGAAGAAUUGUUGGAGGCCCUGUCUCUAAAGAAUGCCACCUUCGCUGUGGUGGUUCUCUCAUUGAUCCCGAAUGGAUCUUAAGUGCCGGACAUUGCGUAGAUGGUUACUCCUUAUUUCCUGAACUUUUUCGGGUGAAACUUGGCGUUUACGAUUACCGUAGUGAAAAUGAGAUAGGACAGAUUACAGCUAAACUCAAAGCAAUUCAUAUACACCCAAAAUUCGGCUCACCAAAACUUUUCUCCCAUGACUUGUCCCUAAUAAAGAUCGCUGGAGGCCCAAUAAACAUCACCGAUCAUAUACAACCAGUAUGCCUCCUACGAAAUGCUAGUAGACUUAUGGAAGGGGGAAAAUCAGCAUAUGUGACAGGAUGGGGUGCCACAUCAGAAGAUGGAGCAGUAUCUAGCAAGUUACGUCAAGUUAGAGUCCCAUUUCUUGAUACAGAGCAGUGUCAAAAGGUUUACCAUAAGGAACUCGACGACAGCAUGGUCUGCGCUGGUAAAGCCGGAGUUGACAGUUGUCAGGGAGAUUCAGGAGGACCACUAGUUGCCAGAGCUGAAGACAAACGGUGGUAUCAACUGGGAGUAGUUUCUUGGGGUCUUGGCUGCGCGCAAGAGGGAUACGCAGGUGUGUACAGCAAAGUGUCGAAUAUGUGCGAUUUUGUGGAAAAAACAACAGGAAAGAAAAUGUGCAAAUGA